Messenger RNA from Phyllopteryx taeniolatus (common seadragon), 2020 nucleotides. RefSeq names its product proline rich 18 (gene prr18). The record is from RefSeq and is a predicted model, not a curated record. NCBI's taxonomy places the organism in Eukaryota, Metazoa, Chordata, Actinopteri, Syngnathiformes, Syngnathidae. Bases 369 to 1094 code for a protein of 241 amino acids. The transcript has a single exon.
GGGGACGGGGAUUGUACCCCGCACCUCAGAACUGUGAGGCUGACGCUCUAACCAGUCGGCCACCGUGCCGCCACUUGAGCUUGUAUGAUUCAUAUUUUGUUGCGUGUGGGGUGUCUCUCAUCGGAAGUUAAUAGCUUUAUGACAUCAGCGCCUCCUCUCCGUGUCUUUGUUGGCGUUUCUCCUGACCCCGCCUCCUCGCUUCUGCCACCAUAAAGGCGUGGGACGUGAGUGUUCACAGCGGAAUUCCACGCUCACCCGUGUGGACAGCAGGUGCACUCAUUCUGGAUGAUGCCCGUAGAGUGCCGGUCGUCGCUUUGCACGUUGAAGCACUUUGUGCACAUUUUUGAAUCGCGUUUUACAUCCUGAAGAUGCCUUUCCCACCCAUCAAUCUCCAGCAGAAGAUCCCCUCUCCUGCAAGGGAUCUAUUUAGCAAGAAGAAAGCCAGUGGCGACAAGCGGGAAUCCGGGAAGGAGAAGCAGACCUCAUCUUGGACGGCAGCGAAUUUAAGGAAUUUGGGGCGCAGGACACAGCAAGAGAAGAGUAAAACCCCGUCGGCGGAGAAGCAGGAGGUGCAGGGAAAAUGCUCGUGGCUGACCUCGACCAAACCUCAGGACUCAACCGCGGCAGUGAGGCGCUCCUGUUCCGCCGACUCCGGUAGGCAGCCUGCGGGCAAAGGGGACGCAACCAAGAAGGAGAUCCAGUUCACGCUCAGCCUCACCCCAGAGGCCAUCCUUGUCAUUCAGAAGAGAAAUCUGGAGAAGCAGAUGCUGGCGAAGCAGCAGAAAUGCUGCGCUUCUGGGGACUUCCGGAACAGGCGCGUGUUCCCGUCCAAAAAAACGGCGCACGGGAGCUCCAAGGGCGCGCAGGGGACCAAAGUGGAGGAGGCGGAGCAGGACAUCACGGCCAUCGUUAAAAUCUCACUUUUGAACGAGCAGCACAAAUAUGACGAUGUGGAAUACGAGGAGGAGGACGGAGACGUGGACGAGACUGUGAUGAGGAAGUGUAAAGAGUGGCUCAAGGGGGUGGAAAGUGCUGCAGCUUUGGGAAAAGUCGACAAACUUUCGGCACUACCGCACCUUAAGGGCUGCUGCUAAUGGUUGGACUCAAGCCAUGUAGUCAAAUGACUCUUAUUAAUUAGUGUGAAAGCCGAAGUCUUCAGGUUGUGUUUAUGUCCAUGUGCAAGGAAAUGGUACCUGUGGAAGAUGGAAUACUUCCCAGAAUGACUCGAAAGAGUUGCAUUUCAAGCUUAUCAUGCCUUUUUGAGGAACUGAUGGACGUUUGAAUUAAGUGACUUUGCACGUGCAGUUUUUUUGGGGUUUUUUUUUCCAGUCAAGCGCCUCCUGUGGAUUAAUGCAAGCAUUUGCGCAAACGAAGCUCUUUGUGUGAGAGAACAAUACACGUCAACUAUGAGGUUUUAUGCUCUGCUAAAACCAAACUCAACUGUCUUCUUUUAUUUCCCAUCAAAUAAGAGGCUUCUAUUUUCUGAUGUACAGUGUUGAAUCCUAUUUGUACCUGAACAUUGAUAAAGCUGUGCCAUUUCAAGUGAAGGCUUUGCACUAUCCACACAGCUUCUAAAUCUGAACUUGAUUGUGCCUCUUUAUGUUCGAUGAUGUUGAUUUACAGUCACUUUGACUUUUGUCGGAUAUCAGAGGCUCUUUGUUGCCAUCGUAGCUACCUGAGGCCAUUUGGGCAUUAGCGUACAAAGCCUCUUAGAUUUCCUGCUAAGCAGGGUUGACCAGUGUACUGUAGGGGCCAGGUACUGGAGCUCCAUCGGAAAAUUGCCUCGACUUUUUGUAUUACACAAGUAAACAAUGCACCUCACCACGAAGCAGUGUCUUGAGAUUUCUCUUUUUCUCUAUACUGACGUGUAUUUCCAGAAAGGUAAUGCAAAGGUAUUUAUUAUUCAAGCCCAACUAGGUCGGCUUACCAUGAAUAUAAUGGUAGUUCUUUUAUUAUGGUAUAGCUGUGGAUAAUUUUUCUUUACAUUAAAAUACAUAUUUGUGCCGUUUUUAAUCAUGGA